AGUCCUCCACCUCCUCCUCCUCCUCCUCCUCUCUCUCUCUCUCUCUCUCUCUCUCUCUCUCUCGCUCUCUCCUUGUUCCUUAAAUUAAAUCUUCAGUUUUGUUUGUUCUAUUAAGAACUAAGCACACAAAAUCACCACAGCCGCCGAAGCUGCAGUCCUAUGUGUUCGUGAGAGAGAGGAUGAAAGAUGGUGGGUUUACGGAUUCUGCUUGAAGCCCAGAAUAAUAUCGACAAGGGUCCAGUCAUCAACAAAGUUAACAUGAUCAAAACCUCUUCUGCAACUACUAAUUCGUCGUCGGUUGCUUCGACACCCACUUCUCUGUACUCUCCGUCAUCUCUUCCGGCCAUCACUUUUCUCGACUCCUGUUUUCUCUGUAAACAGAAACUCUUGCCUGGCCAAGACAUCUACAUGUACAAAGGAGAUCGAGCGUUUUGCAGCGUGGAGUGCAGAUGUAGACAUAUUUUCAUAGAUGAAGAGAGUGUCCGGAGGAAGAAAUGCUCACCGGCAGCCAUGAAUGUGAAAGUGAAACCCACAUCGUUGACGUCGCCUUCUCCUUCUCCUUCUUCUUCUUCUUCUUCUUCUUCUUCUUCUUCUCGUCAUUCCCAUCGCAGAGAGAUCAGGAACAGAGCAGGUGGAUUUGUGUAGCAGGAGAGAGAUUACGAGAUUAGAUUCUGGGAAAUCUCCAAAUGAUGUUCUUGUCCCUUUAGGUUCAAGUGUAAUGUGUAUCACCAAAAAUGGCGCCUUCGUCGUUUUUUUCGCUUCCAUGUAAGUAAGUAAACCUUCGCCGCCGGAAUGGGUGGCCGGGGACGGCGAGUUUUGUUCUGUCGGCGGUGGAGGUGUUAGCUGUAAUCAAUCAAUUAUUAGUAUUGUUAAGCAGUAAUUACGUUUUAAUUGAGAGAUAAUGAUGAAGAUUGUGCUUA
Macadamia integrifolia is the source of this 920-nucleotide messenger RNA. RefSeq names its product FCS-Like Zinc finger 15. The record is from RefSeq and is a predicted model, not a curated record. NCBI's taxonomy places the organism in Eukaryota, Viridiplantae, Streptophyta, Magnoliopsida, Proteales, Proteaceae. Bases 187 to 645 code for a protein of 152 amino acids. The transcript is spliced from 2 exons.